AAACAGAAGAAGAUGUGCGAGCGAUGUGAUGCCGCUGCUUCAUGCUUCAGCUGCACAGAUGGAGUUGGAUAAACAAAAAUAGCAAAGUCUUACUCAGAGUUUGAGACACAGGAGAGUUCGUUCAUCAUCCGGACUGAACGCAGAAAGGACUUGUUGAUGAAGAAAUUUCAAAAAGUGACUUAAAAAUGAAGCUGCUGAAGCCCAGUUGGGUGAGCCACAACGGCAAACCAAUAUUUUCAGUUGAUAUCCAUCCUGAUGGAACAAAAUUUUCAACUGGUGGUCAAGGAGAGGAUUCUGGGAAGGUGGUGAUAUGGAACAUGGCACCGGUUCUACGAGAGGAGGAUGAGAAGAAUGAAAAUAUUCCAAAGAUGCUUUGCCAAAUGGACAAUCAUCUGGCGUGUGUGAACUGUGUACGGUGGUCCAAUAAUGGGCUGUACCUGGCAUCAGGAGGAGAUGACAAGCUGGUCAUGGUGUGGAAGAGAGCUGCGUUUAUUGGUCCGAGCACAGUGUUUGGGUCGAGCAGUAAGCUGGCUAAUGUAGAGCAAUGGCGAUGUGUCACCAUAUUGAGGAACCAUACUGGUGAUGUAAUGGAUGUGGCGUGGUCUCCUCACGACGUGUGGUUGGCCUCCUGCAGCGUUGACAACACUAUCGUCAUCUGGAAUGCUCGUAAAUUCCCAGAGAUGGUGACAUGUUUGCGAGGACACACUGGGCUGGUUAAAGGCCUGACGUGGGAUCCAGUGGGGAAGUACAUUGCGUCACAGGCGGAUGACCACAGCCUCAAAGUGUGGAGGACAGUGGACUGGCAAAUGGAGGCCAACAUCACAAAGCCCUUCAGCGAGUGUGGAGGGACGACACAUGUCCUCCGACUGUCCUGGUCUCCAGAUGGUCAGUACCUUGUGUCCGCUCAUGCCAUGAACAACUCCGGCCCUACCGCUCAGAUCGUGGAGCGAGAUGGAUGGAAGACCAAUAUGGACUUUGUGGGUCACCGUAAAGCUGUCACAGUGGUGAAAUUCAACCCAAAGAUCUUUAAGAAGAAGCAGAAGAACGGCAGCGCUCCUAAACCCAGCUGUCCUUAUUGUUGCUGUGCUGUUGGCAAAGACAGAUCACUCUCUGUCUGGCUGACUUCUUUGAAGCGACCUCUGGUGGUCAUCCAUGAUCUGUUUGAUAAAUCGAUUAUGGACAUUUCCUGGACUUUGACAGGCUUGGGGAUGUUGGUAUGUUCCAUGGAUGGUACAGUGGCCUAUUUGGACUUCUCACUGGAUGAACUGGGCGAUCCACUAAAUGAGGAGGAGAAGAACACCAUCCACCAAAACAUCUAUGGUAAGAGUCUGGCUAUAACCAGCACCGAGGCCCAACUCUCAACUACCAUUAUCGAGAACCCGGAGAUGCUCAAGUACCAACAGGAGCGGCAACUCGGCCAGUCUAACACAAGUACCGGUACUGCCGGGCCCGAGUCCGCUACCCCCAAACUCAACAGCGUGAUGAAUGGCGAGUCUCUGGAGGACAUCAGGAAGAACCUUCUGAAGAAACAAGUGGAGACGAGAACUCCUGAUGGCAGAAGACGAAUCACGCCGCUCUGCAUCGCUCAGCUCGACACCGGGGAUUUCUCACCGGCUCUGUUUAACAGCGUUCCCAUCCUGCCAUCUGGAUCGUCCAUGUCCAACCAGCUCACCCCUCAGCUGAACUCAGAGUCCCUCCCAGUUCAGACCUCCUCUCUGGUCAUGCGGCCAAGCCAUGACCCCCUGCUGACCUCACCUCCACCCACCACUGUCACAAAGGGCCUGGAGGACAACAGGGACAGUGUGAAGCCUAAUCUUCUGCUGACUUCUGCCUCCAAAAUCGAGCCAAUGAAGGCUUUGGACUCCAGGUUCACUGAGAGAUCGAAGGCCACACCGGGAGUCACAGCUGCCAUUUCCUCUGCCAUGGGACUCGCACCUGUGGACAGCAGGCCAAAAGACACCGUCGCCACCGUGAAAGACAUGAAGGCCAAAGAAGACACCAGCAGCGACAGUGAGGACAAGGUGGCUGCCAUCAACAAGAACCUGGUGUUCACCAAGCGCAAGGUGGAGGUGCUGAUGGAUGGCGGCGAGGUCGUGGAGAAGAGGAAGAAGGGACGGCCCAGGAAAGACAAGAUGGCUGCUCCCAUCUCUCAGCCCUUCACCCAGAUAACUCCUCCAUCAGAGCGGGAGCCCAGCAGGCCGACGGCGGCUCCUCCAGCUCCUGUAGCUGUUUUCAAACUGCCAAUACCAAGUCCACAGAAAGCCUUUAGCCUGCAGGUAAGCAUGGAGCCAUCGGUGUUCUUGGACGUGGAGAACGAGGUUUCGUUGGUGGCGGGUUCAAGACUCAGCCAGCUGAGAUGUUGCAGGGACGGUCGUGAGUGGAACACGCUGCUGCCGAGCUCGGUCAUCACUGCCGCUGGAAGCAGUGACAUCAUCGCGGUGGCGUGUGAGGACAGGAUGCUGUCCGUCUUCUCUUCCAGUGGCCGCCGCCUCCUUCCUCCGAUCCAGCUGGCCACGCCCGUGUCGGCGCUGCACUCUUCCGGACACUUUGUCAUGUCUCUGACCGCUGGCGCCGUCCUGUCCGUCUGGGACAUUGAGAAACAAAAAGCUGUGGUGAAGAACGAGUCUCUGCUGACCGUUUUGUCUGGUGCUGACAUCACAGUAUCUCAGUCUCUGCUGACCCAGCAGGGCGUGCCGGUCAUUAGUUUGUCCAACGGGAAGUCCUACUGCUUCAACUCCUCGCUGGAGUCCUGGACUCUGGUAGCAGAUAAAGGUGAUUCUCUGGUCCAGUGCGCCGACUUCAGGAGCUGUUUGCCCUCCCAGGAUACACCUGUGUCCACGGGGCCGCUGACCGUCAUGCAGGGAUGCAACCUCAAUGCCGGCCGCCUGGCGUCUCGCCUUUCCUCCACCCCUCACCACCUGCAGCAGAGCAUGACGCUGGCCUUCCUGGAGAACCAGCUGGUGUCGGCUCUGAGCCUGCAGUCUGCACAGGAGUAUCGCUACUGGCUGCUCAUCUAUGCCCGCUUCCUCGUCAUUGAAGGUUCAGACUAUCGCCUCAGAGAUCUUUGCAAGGAGCUGCUGGGGCCCGUUCACAAGUCAGCGGGUUCCUCCUGGGAACCAACACGUCUGGGUCUGCGUAAGCGGGAGUUACUCCAGGAGGUACUGCCAAUCAUUGGCGAGAACCUGCGAUUCCAGCGGCUGUUCACGGAGUACCAGGACCAGCUGGAGCUACUGCGCAACAAAUGACCGCCACAAAGCCGUCAGACUCAAACCAGUUCCCUGAAAUGAACUCGGAUUUCUUUGAUCCACUUGGAGAGGAUAAACUGUCACAUGGUGUUUUUUAAAAACCGUCAACGGACAAUUCAAUAGAAGUCAUGAAAUCACUUCAACACAUCGUCGGUGAACUUGUAAAAAUUCAUAAGUACUUGUUUUUUUGUUUAAUAAAUGGAAGCAGUGGCGCCCUCCUGUGCCAGCUCAGUGUAUGUGUGUAUAUAAAUGUAUGUGGAUAAAAUUUUACUGUGAUAUUCUACUGCACAGAAUUUAACAAAUGGCACUAUGGAGUGCAGAGGAAGAGACAAAGUGCUUCCUCUUUACUAAUGUGUACAGCUUUUUUUUUUCCCCCUUUUUUUUGUUAGCUGUUAGUCAUUUUUAAAUGUUUGUACAAGGCAACUUUUCUUUGCAUUUUUUAUGAGAAUAAAAUAUUAACAGUGAGCUAAUACUUGCUUUUGAAAAUAAAAAAUGAAAUAACUA
This is a messenger RNA of Thalassophryne amazonica, 3749 nucleotides long. RefSeq names its product protein HIRA. Gene Ontology annotation, biological process: chromatin remodeling; regulation of DNA-templated transcription; DNA-templated transcription. NCBI's taxonomy places the organism in Eukaryota, Metazoa, Chordata, Actinopteri, Batrachoidiformes, Batrachoididae. The record is from RefSeq and is a predicted model, not a curated record. Gene Ontology annotation, cellular component: nucleus; HIR complex. Gene Ontology annotation, molecular function: nucleosome binding; protein binding.